Hydractinia symbiolongicarpus is the source of this 2331-nucleotide messenger RNA. RefSeq lists its product as uncharacterized. The transcript has 4 exons. The record is from RefSeq and is a predicted model, not a curated record. NCBI's taxonomy places the organism in Eukaryota, Metazoa, Cnidaria, Hydrozoa, Anthoathecata, Hydractiniidae. Bases 274 to 1905 code for a protein of 543 amino acids.
CCAUUGUAAUUUAUGGAUGCUUGAAAUAUAUGUCGAUUAAUAAUAAUAAUAAUAAUAAUAAUAAUAAUAAUAAUAAUAAUAAUAAUAAUAAUAAUAAUAAUAAUAAUAAUAAUAAUAAUAAUAAUAAUAAUAAUAAUAAUAAUAAUAAUAAUAAUAAUAAUAAUAAUAAUAAUAAUAAUAAUAAUAAUAAUAAUAAUAAUAAUAAUAAUAAUAAUAACCAUAGGAGAUUAUUUUUGUUCCGCUACAGCAUUCGUUUGUAUUACUUAGCAGAACAUGGCUAACAGGCAACUGCGAAGUGAAGUUUUGAAACGCGCCCUGAAGGCAUGCAUCGUCCAACCGGUAAUAAGAAAAUAUCAGGUAGUAGCCGUUCGUGCGAUGUGGGGAAGUGAUGUUGAUGCCCGCGAGGUCAUUUGGGGCAAGAGAAUGCAGAUGGAGAACAUAUUGCUUAGCAACGAACAAGUAUCCUGUUUUUUUUCUUGUAUUACCUAUAUGGCCAGACCUCGUAAGAGAAAGUCGAUGAGGAAUGAAGGGGAGGAAGAAGAAGGAGCCGACUCUAGCAGUGAAGGUGAUAACAGAAACGGCGCAAAUGCGCCUGAAACAUUUCCUGGCAUUUCUUUCUGGAUCGCGUGCGACUUGCCAAACUGUACCUUAAGUCAAUUUGAAACAAAUUUGUCGAAGUCUUUUAUGCAAGCCGGGUUGAAUUUAACAACGUGCAAUGCUAUACAGACAAGAGGUAAAUACUUGAACCUUUUAGUACUUGAAAUACUGUCAAUGUUUUUCGAAUAUUUUACGCCACAUUUGAUAUUUGUAGGCAAAACCAGUGCAUUGCAAGCAUUCUCAGGAUCGUUAUACCAAGUCUUGAAAGACCACAAUAGGGAAGAAGCAAAACGGAUAGUUGAGAUAUCCCAUCGCACAAUGAUUAGGAGUGCAGCUAGAGAUGAAGGUGUUCAACUUGACCACGUUGCUGUAAUGGAAAGCGAACAGUACUCGAUGAAACCCUGUCAGUUAAUUCUAACAAAAAAUAUUGAUAAAGAGGUAUAUCAAGAUGUAAUUCGUGGUUUAUCCGAAAUCAGAUUUACAUCGCUUGAUUUAAAAGUAAUUGAUAAAUCGGAAGGCACAGAAGUAACUAUUCCCGUUAAGCCAACUAACAAACUUUGUCAAUCCGUGGAUAUAGUUCGAAGGAUGAUGGAGAGGAAUAGCUUUGGACUGUGCAAUGGAGGUGUAUACAAAAAAAUAGGAGAAAGCAGAUACACAUACGUUUACUGUUGUUCGGUGAAAAGCUAUCUCUAUCGCUCGUUGAAAAACAAAGCAAUCGCCAACGAAAUUACGCCAAAUUUACGAGAGUUGGUAUUUUUGCUGUCGGACGGCGAGUGUCAAAUAAUUGAUCAAAUAACUCUGGAUUACAAUUACAUUGAAUGCUUGCCAAAUGGAGUUUGUUAUAACAUCGCCAAAAAAUGUUUCGAUGUCAAGCCAAAUUUAAAGGGAUCUCCCCGAGCAUUCGUACGGUACUUUCAUCGUGAGGGAAAAAAUCCCGAACCAAAGCCAUUUAUAGAAGGUGUCGAAAAUAGUUUCCCAGAUAGAAAUGUGCGGUUGCGUUUUUAUCAAAAAUGGUACCAAAUUUUGCUCGCCGGUCAGUAUCCCAUGAAAGAAAAGAAAUUGUUGCUGGUAGGUCCUCCUGAUAGUGGAAAGACUAGUUGGUUUGCUCCAUUUCAAGGCAUUAUUCCAGAAAUGUACAUUGCUGGCGUGGUUCGGGAUGGUCGAUUCUCAGGCCACCUGAUAAAUAGAAAUACACAAGUCGUAUUUAUGGAUGAAUGGACUAGCGACAGUCUAUGUUGUGAAGAUGCAAAAAGAAUAUUGCAAGGUAAGUCGAUGUCGAUGCAGUACAUGAACAUUUACUUUGAAUAAAAUGUGGCAAUGUGCAGAUGGGAUACCACUUUCUCUUAUAGGCGGCUUGGUUAUGAUCCCGCAAAAACACAAAGAACCGGCCCGUUUUCAAUACAAUUCGGGUUUUUUUAUAACAACUAAUAUAAUGCCGGACUUCGGAAAUGGUGUAGAUGGUGAGGCUAUCCUGCGUCGUCUUGAAGUUUUCGAAACUAAGACACUUCGAGUGAAGGACAAUAGCAUAACAAGUAAGUAUCUCAUGAGAAUAAAUGAUAACAAUGGUGUAAAUCAAUAUGCAUAAAAAUAAGUAAUGACUUUUUUCCCGUAGAGUGGAUGAGAAUGCACUGCAUGGAAAUAUUUGUGUACGUUGCCAGCCAGUUGAAAGACAUCUCGCUUUUCACCAGCGAAACCAAUGUUGCGAAGAAAAAUCAAGUAGGCGCUGUGUACAAC